ACCAAGAAAAGUAGAAAAUCCUCAAGUAGUGGUGGUGGCAUUCUUCGUAUGUUUAAACUCCUUCCCAUGUUAACAACUGGUUGCAAAAUGGUAGCCUUAUUAGGUCGUCCAAGGAAGCCAAUGUUAACUGAUAAAGCAACCACAGGGACUUUAUUUGGUUACAAAAAAGGCAGAGUUAGUCUAGCUAUUCAAGAAGAUCCACACCGUCUUCCCAUUUUCGUGAUCGAGUUGCCGAUGCUCACCGGAGUUUUUCACAAAGAAAUGGGAUCAGAUAUAGUAAGAUUGGCUCUUGAAAGUGAGACAAAGACACCUAAGAAGAAGGUAUUGGAGGAGUUUGUUUGGGCUGUUUAUUGUAAUGGUAGAAAAUUUGGGUAUUCUAUAAGGAGGAAAAAUAUGACAGAUGAUGAAGUUCAUGUUAUGCAACUACUGAGAGGUGUUUCAAUGGGUGCAGGUGUUCUUCCUUGUCCACCUGAUCAGAAAGAGAGUGCUGCUGAUGGAGAAAUGACUUAUAUGAGAGUAAGAUUUGAUAGGGUGGUUGGAUCAAAAGAUUCAGAAGCUUUUUACAUGAUAAAUCCUGAUGGUGCAUCUGGCCAAGAAUUGAGUAUUUUCUUUGUUAGAGUUCAUUGAAACUUAAAGAAUAUAGUAGUUUGCAUGAUAGAUCACCAAGAAGUGUAAUGGGAUAGUUCGGAUUCCUUCAUUAGGUCUCGGAUUUGAGCCCUGAUAAUGAAAAACAUAGCUUCUUGAUAGGAAAUGCUUUAACUUCCUGCGUAAAGAUUCCAAACGUAAAUCCAAAUUAGUCGAGUCAGCCAGUGGUUCGUAAACCCUUGAAGGUUUAGGUAAUUAAAUUCUUUUGCCCUCUAUUUUGUUUCUAGAGUUAGUAGAAUGUCUAGAACACAAGGUGAUAUGAAUUGGUUUGAGUUGUAUUUGCCUCGAAAAUAGAGGGAAAAAAUACUUUAUCUAGAUUUCUACCAUCCGUUAAGUUUUUUUAUUUGGAAAAUUUGCAGUUUUCGUGUUUAACGUAUAUAAUACUUCAAAAAAAAAACUUAGGUGCACCGAUUGUGAAAAUUGAUGACAUGGAAUUAUUGAAACUUGGAAAGGUGAAAAUGAAGAACAAAGAAACAUCAAUUCUCGUUAGAAGUUCAGGUACAUGACUGUGUCUGUUAGGUUCAUUCAAGCCCACUACCAAGAGUUAUAGUGGAGUGAUGAGCAUGGGCGGAGCCACAGUGUUGGAUGCGGGUUUGGCCGAACCAGUAGCUUUUGUUCAUGCUUAGAGGUCUUAGAUUCAAGGCUUGAUUUUGGAGUCAUCUUUAUUAGGCAGCGAUUCCCUGCACGAAUCCGGAUUUAUCAGUAAAGGCCCGAUGCAGGUACCGAAAGUUUUGAAACCGAAAAAAAUUCAUCUAAGGCAUAUUUUGAAAAGUAGCUGCCCAAAACAUGAGCAACGUAACCGUCUGUUUUUUGUUUUUAAUUUUGUUGCUUUCUUUUG
Nicotiana tabacum (common tobacco) is the source of this 1483-nucleotide messenger RNA. RefSeq names its product protein MIZU-KUSSEI 1. Lineage: Eukaryota; Viridiplantae; Streptophyta; Magnoliopsida; Solanales; Solanaceae. The record is from RefSeq and is a predicted model, not a curated record. Gene Ontology annotation, biological process: hydrotropism.